AUGCAGCACCCCCCUAGGGUCCUAAAAGAGAUAGAGACCGCCCCGCUAGGGAGCACUCCAACGGCACCGAAUACAAGCAACAACCGGCUUACAUACUGGGAUACUGCGACGGGGCCACAAGGGCAGCAAGAUGAUUCCAGAUAUCCGGGCGGGUUAUGGUCUGUGGGGGGCAGUACUACUGUUUCUCUUGCUGGCAAUACAGUUACCCUCUCCGAUGAGGAGCCUGUAUCAUGGCAAUCCAGCUUUUCCAGGCACAUGAAAUGCAACGUCAAUACCCAACACACCGACAUCUUCCUUGUCAUGUGCGGCUUCGUCAGUGGUCUUGUCGACGGUCUGUCCUUCAACGCAUGGGGGAGUUUCUCCAGUAUGCAAACAGGAAACACGGUCUUCAUAGCUCUAGGCGUCUCCGGCCAACCCGCAUACCCCGCUUAUCUCUGGGCCAAAUCCUUGAUCGCCCUUACAGUCUUCCUCAUAGGAAACGUCAUCUUCAUCCGUGUAGGCCGCGUCCUGGGUGCCUGUCGUCGGUCCUCGUUGGUGCUCUCUUUUGGUGUGCAAACAAUAUGCAUCCUGGUAGCCGCCCUCUUAGUGCAACUGGGAGUUGUAGACCCAAAGCCUGAAGAUCCUCGAGCUCCAAUCCAAUGGAUGCAAGUGCUACCUAUCUCGCUGCUAGCCUUCCAGGCUGCUGGGCAGAUCACCGCAUCCCGAAUCCUAAAGUUUGAUGAGCUCCCCACUGUCGUACUUACUACACUCCUUUGCGACUUGCUCGUCGACCCAGAGCUAAGUGCUCCGUUGAGGGCGAACGGCAAACGCAAUCGGCGAAUUGGUGGAUUCGUCGCACUCUUUCUCGGGGCCAUGACAGCCGGGGGUCUAUCCAAGGUGACCGAGAUGGCGGCGAGUCUCUGGUUUGCCAUGUGCAUUAAGCUCAUCAUCACGGCCAGUUGGUUUGUUUGGAAGGGGGAACGCAGCAAGAAGAUGGAGGGCGAUGGCUCUGUAUGA
Messenger RNA from Aspergillus nidulans FGSC A4, 996 nucleotides. RefSeq names its product YoaK family protein. Bases 1 to 996 code for a protein of 331 amino acids. The record is from RefSeq and is a predicted model, not a curated record. NCBI's taxonomy places the organism in Eukaryota, Fungi, Ascomycota, Eurotiomycetes, Eurotiales, Aspergillaceae. The transcript has 2 exons.